UUAAUUGGUGUUUUAGGUUGGAAUGAAAUAAGUGGCUUAGAAAUAAUCACUGAACCAAAUGAAACGACAAUUUCCUUCACUGGAUCCAACCAAACAUUUACUUGGAAUUUUAACCUCACUUUGGAGGAGAAAUCAAAGCAACCGACAGUCAUCUUUGCUCACUGGAGUAAAGAAAGAGAAAGUAUUUCAGGUUACCACUGGGUAACAGUUAUUCGAGAAUCAAAUGGAAGCGAAUCAGUGAAAAAAUAUACAGAGACCUUAAUCACAAGGCGUUUACAGUGGGUGGGAGACUUGGCCCGUGGCUUUGUGGCUUUCCAACUUCUGAACGUUCAAUUAAAAGAUUCUUCCGAUUAUGGGAUCAGGUUCUGCAUUGAUCGUUGCCGUCAUUUAAAAGAAAGUGGGUUUACACUAUUCGUUCAGGUAAGAAAUAAUUUCUUUUCCAAAAAAUCUGUAACUUUCUAAAAGAGUACUCCACAGUUCGAGAAAUGGUCAUUUGCGCAUUAGAUAAACUGGAAGAGAAGAACUUUGUCAGGUAAAACGCGCGAGCUAUAAGCUUUGCGCAGUCACUUCUUUUACAUUAUUAAUGAUGUCUGUUUCAUCAAAAAUCUCUUUGUAACGCAAACAAUUUUUCCAUUCGCGCUUGUUGGAUACGAGAUUGGCUACAGACAACUCGACGCAAUGCGCCUUGUUGGCUAUUUAACGUCUCAUAUCCAGCGCGCUUGUGGAAAAAUUGCUAAUCGAGUGAAUUGAGCUGAUUGGCUGUUUCAGAAGUGAAUAGCAUAUAUUAUUCACUUCCGAGCAGCCGAGGAGACAAAAUUACUCUUCAAGUGUUUAUAUAGUUUUUUUUUGGCAUCUGUGAGGUAUAUGCUAAAAAAUUAUUUACCUCAGUGUCGGUGAAAGUGUCUGAUUGGCUGUUUCGGAAGUGAAUAGCAUGUAUUAUUCACUUCCGAGCAGCCGGAGAGCCAAUUUUAAAACAUUAUUUACCUCAGAGUCGGUGAAAGAAGUGAAUAUUUACCUCACUGCUUCGUGACUCGGUAAAUAUCUACCACUUUUCAUCUCCUCUAUCGUGAUUAUUGAUAACUUUUUCCUCCAAGCAACGCGCGCAGGAAUUGCAGCAGGAAUCGUUGUAGGAAUAAUCGAUUUAGAAUUUUUUCUGUGCCAUACUGUCUCAAUGUUUUAGUACAUACUAAAGCAAAUACUCACCUCAGUGUCGGUGGCUUGCGAUGGAUAUUUACCGAGCUGCAAAGCGGCAAGGUUAAUUUCCACCACUAGCAGUGGUGAAUGGUUGUGAAGUGUACGAGUUUUCCCAGGUUUGCUUCAAUGCUAUGUUUUUUAGAGUUUUCACAGGCGGAGAGCCACUUUGUGAAGUCUUGUAAUUAGACUAAAGAACAACAUUUCUGCCCUCACAGGAUCCACCUCCAUCACCAACGAGACCACCAGGUAAUCCCUCUCUUUUCUCCUUUUCCUUAGAAUACAUAGAUAACCGUUAACCGUUAACCGUUAACCGUUAACCGUUAACCGUUAACCGUUAACCGUUAACCGUUAACCGUUAACCGUUAACCGUUAACCGUUAACCGUUAACCGUUAACCGUUAACCGUUCGAUGUUCAAUGCUUAUAAUUUUUUUUUGUCGAGAAAUGUAAUUGUUAUUAGACAGGCUGUCCUGAAAAUGCUAAAAUCACGACUGUAAAUGUCGGUGAUGGAGUCAGUUGAUUGACGCGCAGGUUGAGUUAGCGAGCCUUUUUGUGAGGAGUUAGCCUGACAUAAGUUUAGAAGGGGUUAUAGAUGUUCCUAAUGAUAGAAAUGGUGCAACCGUGUCUGAUGCAGACGCUGGAGAUCAUAACCAUUCUUUGUCAUUCAGAACCUGAAAAUAUAACCCUCGAGAUCAAGGAAGGAGAACCACUGAACAUCACUUGCUGUGCCAGAAUGAGGACGGAAAGUACAUCUGUCAUGUGGCUGAAAGACAACCGACUCAUCAAGAAAGGACGAAACAGAUUCCUCUUCAUUCAAAGUAUAAAUAAAUCACAAGCUGGAAGCUAUAUGUGUGUUUCAAUGUCCCAAUUCGGAGAUCACAGCCCGUCUUUUACUGCUGUUGAUGUUCUAUGUGAGUAUUUUGAAGUGUGCCCAACUCAUCAGUUGCUAGUUUAAAAUGAAGCCUCUAUUUUCUAACAAGAGAAUCCCGCUAUCCAUCCAUAGAUUUUUCCAUAAAAUUAAUGCACAUACACAUACCGGGAACUUUUUGAUGCAAAAAUUUCACACUAGGCCAUAGAAGAACCGAUUAAGCCCGAGAAGUGUUUACCCUUGUGUAAAUUUUUGUCUAAACAGUUUGCCUUCUUUCAGAUGCACCGAAAAUAAUCAACCCUAAUAAAAAAGUGGCUUUGGAGUUAACAAGAGGAAAUUCAACCAGGCUUAAAUGUGCAGCCAAUGCAAAUCCUUCCCCGACUUUCACUUGGUACACGCACGAUGGAGAGAUUACGCAAGGUUUUUCACAUACCUCAAACUCAAGUUCCUUGAUAGUCACUCCCAUAAAUGAAGAGACUUUACAAGUUACAUAUGUCUAGCAACCAAUAAGAUAGCGAAUGACUCGGUGACGUUCACGUUGCACGAAAAGGGUAAGUAUAAUAACAGCCUGGUCACGAUAUCUAUUUUGAGUUAGAACAGUUACCAAAGCCUUGCAACCCAGGAGACCUCAAAGAUCCAUUAUGCAGAUAGUAACUCGGUUAGUUACACGAAUCCACAAAUAACGAGAAACAUAGUAUGCAUGCGCACGGAAUUAACGCUUAGAAAGUGGACUGUAAUUAUUAUGACUGAGCCUAGUUGAUAAUCGUGUCUUUUACUGGUCAAAACCAUGAUAAAUCGUGAAAUAUCCCACAGGUAUCAGAAAACACCCAAAGUUACACGAAGAACCUGAAACAAGUGCCCCCAAAAAUGUCAAUGCAGGUUAGUUCCUCAGGAGAAAAGUUCAUGAAUAUUACUCUCUAGCAUUCGGAAUUAUUUUGAAAACAGUUACUUAGCUUAAAUUCUGCAUACUGCGCGCUCAAUUUGACCGCCUAUAUGUGAACAUUUUCGCACGAGCUUGAACGUUAUUUAGAUUAUAUCGUUGAGCCCUUCAGAAAUUAUAAUUUGGAAUUUUCCGUCGUUAUAUUAUGCACGACAAAGCAAUACAUAACAUCGUUUUACAUCAAGGAGAUAUGCCUUGUGAUGAAAAAUUCCAGUUUUUUUCUGGCGGGAAGACGCAUUGGAUCAACUUUCGGGCCAUUUCAUAGGGCAGACUGUGCUAACUGAGAGAAAAUUCCAAAUUUUAGGGAGUAAAGAAAUAUUUCAGUUUUCUAAGUUUCCUUGGGUUUUGUUAGAACCUGUAUUUUCAAUGUCCUUAAUUGCCGAUUAAAUUAGAUUAUAAGUGAUUUAGAAGAACUACUCUCUCGAAAACAGAUGGCAAAGAGUCACUCACCAAGUACCUGUCUAUAACAGCGGGCUUAGCGGUGAUCGCGAUCUUUGCUCUCUUCAUCCAACGAUAUGUGGCUAAGAGAUCCAGAGGACAGACAAAUCAGCGAACACGUGAGUAAAUAUCUGGUUAAAAACUAACCUUAUAAAUGAUUUUGACAUACAUUGUCUUAUAGUUUUAUACACUUUUAAUUAAUGAUGCUGUGAGUAACGUGAAUUAAUUUUGCCAUUUCAGGUGAAGAAGCCGAUGAGCUCCAAAUGUAUGUAUUUAUUAAUUCCUGAAUGAAUUAUCACUCCCUAUCAAACAGGAGGCGAGAGGUUUUCGCAGAAUGAAUACUUUUAAAAAUAAUAACUAACAACACAGACUAAUUCACUUUAGCCGAAUGUUUUUCUAGUGCCGUUUGUGUCUAACUCCAUUUAUUUUUCCCGUCAUCUUUGCCACUCCUCACUCUCCCCCUUCCCCCACCAAUAUGGCUGAGUAUAGCCUAAGCUCUGACGUUAUCUGUUACCAGGGUGUCCUUGAGAUCGCAAGCCACAUGCAACGAGAUUUUUCCAAAUGGAGCUUGCAGCGUAUCCUCAUCGGGUGACCCUGGAUGGGAAAUACCGCGAGCAAGGCUGAAUGUGGAGAAGGUUAUUGGGCGUGGCGCAUUUGGCGUGGUGUCACGAGGCUUAGCGUUUGAUUUGCCGGGAAAACCAGGAUGGACUGUGGUAGCAGUGAAGAGCGUUCAAGGUUACAUUUCCCCUUAUUUUUCACUAAAAAAAGACCUUUUGUACACUUGGGAACUUAUAAAAAAAGACUCUAAUACAAGAAAUACAUGUACACUUAAAACCAUCAAGCUUUGAUCCGAGCAAUGUCGUAAACAUUUGAUGAAAUGAUCAGUGUGGCGCUGGAGAGAAGUUAGAUUUUAUAGAAUUGGUCAUUUUAAUGUUGCUUAAAUCCUGAUUUAAAUGGAAUUUUGGUUUGUUGGUAUUUACAAAGAUGAUGCUUCAGAAAAAGAGAAGUCAGACCUGUUGUCAGAGAUGUCACUCCUUAAACACCUAGAUCCCCAUCCUCACGUCAUCCGCCUUUACGGCUGUGUUACUACUGAAGGUGAGCUUGAGGUAGUGGCAUCUUUGCUGUCAAUGUCAUCUGUGGAAGUGUUGCCGGGGUGCACGAGUCUUGUUUCAUUGUUACGUCGUCCUUGCAUGUAUAUGCGUCAGUUACAGUUUGUAACUUGGUGUGCUGAGAUUAUGCAAUGAUCUCAGCACAUCUUGAACUACUGUGUGUUAAUUACAUUGUGGAAAGGCCUUGUUUCCAAAUAUUCUUAGAUAAGGGGGCCUGCAAAGUUGCUUACAGCUCGUACAGCCGAUAAAGAAGCUCUUGAGUCUAACCAAAGUCCUCUGAAGAGUGUUGUAAACGCAUAGGAGAAAAUUCAUUUGGACAAACGGACUAUAUAAUCAACAUCAUCUUUAUAAUUUACUUUGCGACACUUGUUAAAGACUUCUAUAGGAAAUCCAGUCAGUCAUGUACAUGAUCAGCUAACUCAAGUGUCUAAUGAAUAAAUCGAGAAAUAGCUGAUAACCAGAAUAUGUUGUUAAUUGAAGGCCACUUAUAGGUAAAGUUGAAAUUUCUCGUAUUUCAGCCCGGCCACUCGUAGUUGUCGAGUAUGCACAGUAUGGUGACUUGCUUGGGUACCUGAGGAAGAGCCGAGGAGUUCGAGAUAACUACUACAGUGAUCCCUCGGUAGAGCCCCGCACCAGCCUCACUUCUAAGCAACUGCUUCGGUUUGCUUGGCAGAUCAGUGAUGGAAUGGACUACUUGUCGAAGAAAAAGGUUAUAAAGUCACCUGUUGUGUUUCCAUAUGAUAGCUAGAGAGCAUUGUUACAACAAUUCAAAAAUUUAAUCUGCGACUAACUCGCUGCUACUUUGCUCACAGGAUGUGUUGGAGAAGUCUGUGUGUUCCAAGAUUUCAUUACCCUUACCAAUCUUGCUAACUCUGGGACAUUAAGGCCCUUCAGAUAAAUACGUUAUAAUUAUUACUAUUCUAAUGUUGAUUUUUGUAAGUAUCAGGACAGAAGUAUAGAUACGAAUAUCUAUGUUAACCCAAGUAGUUCGAAAUUCAAUUUAUAGCUAUAUUUCGUCACUAGAUCAUUCAUCGCGACUUAGCCGCGAGAAAUGUUUUGGUUGGUGACGAAGACGUUUGCAAAAUCACAGAUUUUGGAAUGGCCAGAGAUGUUUGGGAAGAGGAUAUAUAUGUUCGAACCCACGAGGUAAUUCUUCACAACAUAUUUGGAAAUAACUUGUAUCUGAGCCGAUUGAUUUAAAAGAGUGUACUUGUUAAAAAAAAGCACAGUUGUUAGAAGUUACUAAACAGCCUACGUGAAAUUAACCUGCUCAUCAUUUGCAAAGUGUGCACGUUUGCGAUAGGGCAAUUUAAUAUAACAUAAACGAUAACUUUCAGUUUCGAAAUACAAUAUGGAGAGAAAGUGUUUAAACUCACUCAUGAUUAUGUUAUUGUGAUCUUUGGUUUUAGGGCCGUCUUCCUAUUAAAUGGACGGCUCCCGAGGCUCUAUUUGGAAGUGGUGCAUAUACGACACAGAGUGACGUGUGAGUUUGUUUUGUACAUAAACAUUCGCCCAAAUAUCACGAGAACAUAUUGUGAAAUUCCCUGAAAUAAUCAAAAUCAUAGCAGCGUGCGUGCAAGUUCUAUCAAAUUGCUAAAAAGCCACCUUGGUAAAAAUUCUUAAUUUCGCAAUGGCCAUGCACCCAUAAGAUGACAUGUUUGGUUUUACUUCGGCUGAAACUUCCCGUUCAGUUUAGCAGCGAAGUUCCAAAUUUUCAAGACUUUUUUUCUGUUCUAUCCCGAUUGAGAUAGACCUUAGGAAGCUCAAAAUGGAAAGAAAAUAUGCUAAAUAGUACUCGUUUCGAAAAAAGAUUAACAUGUCGCUGUUUCAAGCGACGAAAUUACUUUCUGAGUUGACGAAACUUAAUUCUUAAACGCGAUGAGAUUUAUGACAGAAAAUAAAACUGGGUUUUGUGACUUAAACUGAACCUUUGCGACGUGAAGGACUCUGCAUUAGAACGGUAAAUAUUAUUUUGAAGUUUUGAUGUGUCCCAAAAGUGUUGUUUAAAAGAAGAUUUUGUUUUGAAGGAGUUCAGAAUUUUCCACACAAAGCUACGCAAUUUUCUGAUCAUAAAUUCAGGUAAACAACCAUUAAAGCAGGUAAAUCUUCCACCCGGGUCUCGUAAAUGCAAGAAGUUUUGAAAGUUUUUCGUUUCGAUUUUUGAACGAUUGAUAUAUUUAUAUGUGUCGAUCUUUCUUAAAAGUAUUUUCCAAUAGAAUAUUUACUAUUUUAGAACCGUGCAAUUUUAAAAUUUUCAAAAUUUUCAACACAAACCUACACAAUUUUAUGGCCGUGAAUUCUGGUAAACAACGAUUCAAGCAUGCUGAAUCUUAUGCGCGAUAUCGCGCUUGUAAGAAUUUCGUUCGUUUUUCGCCUUCUGAGCAGAAAAUUUACAAUUAUUUGAGUAAAUAUUUCUCGGUCGUUUUUGCCGGGUAAUGUGUCCAUAGUUUUUGGUUAGAACAGCUGACAGUUACCUGGUGGACCCAAUACAGUUGUAGUGAGGUCUCUUUUAUUUGGAGUGCGAUUUGUGUCUGCAUACCAUUUUAUGAAAGAAUUGGUUCAUGCUUCAGCUUUGCGUAUAUCGAGUUAUGGUUGCACGCGGGAAGUUAGAAUUACGCUUCUCUCGUGCGCUCCAAACUUCCAGCGUGCAUCCAGAACUCGAUAUACGCACGCUAAGCAUGGAUCAAUUCUUUCAUAUUUUGCGUUUGAACACGGGACGAUGGUCUGGAUUGUGGGAAUCUCAGUUAAGAAGUAAAACGAUAAGAGAAUCAACCCCUUUUUUUGUUUCUGUUUUACAUUUUGUGUUAUCAAAUAAUUUUGGUUGACUAGUUUUGGCUCGUUUCAUUGAGAUCAACGAAAUUAUAUUCAAUGCAAUUUUCUCUUAGUUCUCUUUCAAACCGCUUUUAUCAGCUUCUGAUGUUCAGCUCCGGAAAUAUACUUUUCCAAAACAAGAAUGGACAACUGAAAGGACUUGAUAUUGUCAUUUAACUGACUGGCUAAGCUUCGUUAACCCACUUACUUCCAAGAUCUCAUCAGAAAUUCCCCUUAAUCUUUGUCAUUCAAUUCUUAUGAUGUUACUUUGGAGAAUCUGGCAUUGGAUCAAAUAAAAAUCCCUUUAUUGAUAAUUUUCUUUAUUCUCGUGACUUGUCUGCUAGUAUUGCGAUAUUGUAAGGAGAAAUUGUGUCUCGAUCACUCAUGAGAGUUAAAGGGUAAAGCUAAGGCACUGUUCCCAGGUUCAAGCUCUCCAUCCUGCUUCUCACUGGAUUUCGUCUUUGUUGCCCCCCUCCAGUUAAAUUGGCCUCCUGCCAGUUGGGGCUCUUAAACAUUAUGGGCCGGUAAUUUAAACCAGAGCCGUUCUUUCACAAAAUUGCGUUCUAAGCCAUCUUCAAUUUUUCCGAACCUUUUAUCUGAUUAAUGUUUAUUUUCAAUUUGUUUAAACUGGAAGGCCAUAAUUUUAUAAGUUUUUAACUGAUCAGUGUUAACUUCAGCAAACAAAGUGUUUUUAUCAUUCAAAUGAAGCAAAACAUUUGAAUAGGCUCGCGUUUUUACUAUUAUAUAAAUUUAGGUGGAGCUUUGGUGUGGUCAUGUACGAGAUCUUCACUGUCGGUGAGUUAAAAUUUGAGCUGAAAAAAUGCUCUUACUAAAUGCAUAGAUGCAAGCGGCUCUGUGAUUUUCAAGUAUUUCCUUAAGACGCACUCGUUAUGUGAAGUUGUUAGCGACCAGGCAAAAAAACAAAAGAGAUAAUAACAGAAAAAAAAACAAAAAAAACGAAGAAAUACAGCGAUAAGGUCCUGGGAUCCCAAAAUUGCUCUCAAAGGAAACUCCUUCCUGACAUUCCGUAUUCAGUAAACAACGCUUGUUUCUGUCAUGGGGUUUUCACAUACUAUUGUCUGUGCACGUCGUCAGUCGAAUAACGCUUCUUAAGAUUCACUAUGAUGUUUUAGGUACUCUUUUUCUAAUAAGGAUUACACGAUUCCUAGUUUCCAUUUAAUAACUUUUUAAAUUUUCUUUUAACACUUAAUAGGUGGUGACCCGUUUCCAGGGGUGUAUAUGAGAGAUAUCCCAGCCAUGUUGAAGAACGAGUACAGGAUGCCGCGCCCAAAAUUUGUCAGUGCAAAACUGUAA
Pocillopora meandrina is the source of this 8672-nucleotide messenger RNA. The record is from the annotation of a GenBank genome assembly. Lineage: Eukaryota; Metazoa; Cnidaria; Anthozoa; Scleractinia; Pocilloporidae.